Messenger RNA from Wallemia mellicola CBS 633.66, 315 nucleotides. RefSeq lists its product as hypothetical. Gene Ontology annotation, molecular function: mRNA binding. The annotation marks the transcript as partial. The transcript is spliced from 2 exons. Gene Ontology annotation, cellular component: cytosol. The record is from RefSeq and is a predicted model, not a curated record. Lineage: Eukaryota; Fungi; Basidiomycota; Wallemiomycetes; Wallemiales; Wallemiaceae.
AUGUCAGAAGUAGAGAAGCAAACAACUCAAAACGUCGAAUCAAACGCAGAACCAACAGUUUCACAAAACUUAAAAGUUUUCGUUGGAAAUUUACCUUUUAGCGUUAAAGAUGAUGGUUUGAAGGAUUUGUGUAAGGAUCACGGUGAAAUCACAGAUGCUCAAAUCAUUCGUUUCGGUUCACGUUCAAAAGGUUUCGGUUUCGUUGAUUACGCUACAAAAGAGCAAGCUGAAACCGCUGUAAAAGCUUUAAAUGGACAAGACUACCAAGGUAGAACACUCGUUGUUGAAAUUGCUAGACCAAAAGAACCAAAGGAG